AUGGGGUUUUACAACUCCAUUUCUGCAGUGUUUUUGUCAUCCUUUUUUAUGCAUGCUUUCAUUCUUCACUCUUGCCUUCCCAGUUUCGCCCUUCCGGGAAAUGAGACAGAUAGACUCGCUUUGCUUGAAAUCAAGGCUAGCAUAACUCAUGACCCUUUUAAAGUCCUGACUUCAUGGAAUGAAACCAUCCACUUUUGCUCUUGGCAUGGCGUUACAUGUGGUCGUCGUCAUAAGAGGGUCACAAGCUUGAGCCUGCCGUCCUUGAAACUUGCAGGAUCUAUACCGCCACAUGUUGGGAACUUGAGUUUUUUGAGAGUCAUUGAUCUCGGAGCAAACAACUUAGGCCAUGAAAUUCCUCCAGAAUUCAGCCGCCUGCACAGAUUGAAAUUCCUGUGGUUAAACAACAAUUCGCUGAGUGGAGAAAUUCCCACUAACUUGUCGCGUUGCUCUGAGCUCCUCGGGCUAGAUGGUGGUUUCAAUGUGCUGAUGGGAAAGAUUCCAAAGGAGCUUGGCCUCUUGUCAAAGUUAAGAGUUUUUUCCAUCCACUUUAACCACUUUACAGGAGGAGUCCCUACUUCUUUUAGCAACUUAUCAUCUUUUGAAGUGUUCUCCGCAACUUCUAAUAAUUUGAGUGGCACUGUCCCGGAUAUUUUUGGCCGAAUGACCAAUCUUAGCUUUCUUGCCUUCGAUGUAAAUAGCUUUUCGGGUAUGCUUCCUCCCUCAAUCUUUAAUCUCUCUUCUCUCACAGUCCUUACUAUGGGAAUAAAUGAAAUCCAAGGGACGCUGCCCUCAAACUUUGGUAUGGUCAUUCCGAGUCUCCAAAUAUUUUCCAUUAACGGCAACCAAUUCAGUGGAUCUAUUCCUGUUUCAUUAUCAAAUGAGUCAAAUCUAAUUGGGUUGGGGAUGGGAGGUAACCACCUGCAUGGAAAGGUCCCUCCUUUGACGAAUUUGCAUAAGCUUAAGCGGUUAGUCCUUGCUGACAACCAUCUCGGAAGUGGGGGGAUUGAUGACUUGACCUUUCUCUGCGAUUUGAGCAAUGCCACCCAUUUAGAAAUUCUCCAAAUGUUUACUAACAAUUUUGGGGGCACGUUACCUCAAUGCAUAGGAAACCUGUCUUUCUUCUCUUCAAACCUUCCUUCUAGGUCAAAAUAA
This is a messenger RNA of Pyrus x bretschneideri (Chinese white pear), 1152 nucleotides long. Its product is annotated as probable LRR receptor-like serine/threonine-protein kinase At3g47570. The coding region runs from base 1 to 1152 and encodes 383 amino acids. The transcript has a single exon. Lineage: Eukaryota; Viridiplantae; Streptophyta; Magnoliopsida; Rosales; Rosaceae. Gene Ontology annotation, molecular function: protein binding. The record is from RefSeq and is a predicted model, not a curated record.